This is a messenger RNA of Sus scrofa (pig), 8717 nucleotides long. NCBI's taxonomy places the organism in Eukaryota, Metazoa, Chordata, Mammalia, Artiodactyla, Suidae. The record is from RefSeq and is a predicted model, not a curated record.
CAUUAAAAAAAAAAUAAUAAUAAUACAAAAAAUAAAGAAGGGAUGCAAACAAUACAAAGCAAAUAGGCCUAGUCAUUUCAAGAGGAGUGAUGAGUGCUGAGAAGAGAAGAAAGGGGGGUGUGAGAUGAUGAGGCUACUUAGAUGUGGCAAUCAGGAGAGGGCCCCUCAGCAUGUGUGCUGAGGUCUGUACCUUUUUUGGCUGCCCUGCUCCACAUAUGGAAUUCCCAGGCCAGGGACUGAAUCUGAGCCAGAGCUGUGGCCUACCCUACAGCUGCAGCUGCAGCAAAGCGGCUGCCGAGGAUUGAACCCGCGUCCCUCCUGCUGCAGAGACGCCAUUGAUCACGUUGCCCCACAGUGGAACCUCCAUGUGCUGAGGUCUGAAUCAUGAAAAGAAGCUGCUCAGAGGAAGAGCUGUAGCUGCUGCUGUCUUAUCUGGUUGCCACUGACCAUAUGGAGCUGUUUAAAUUUGCAUGUAAUUAAACGAUAUUUAAAAAUCAGUUCCUUUAUCACACUGGCUGCAUUUCAAGUUGUCAAUAGCCAGCAUAUGGCUAGUGGCCACCAUGUUGGACACUGCAGAUAUAGAUCAUUUCAUUUCCAUCAUCACAGAAACAUUACAUUAGGCCAAGCCGACCUACAGAAAGAAUACUGGGGGUGGGGGGAGGCGGUGGCGAGGGACAGCAAGAGCAAAGGCCAUGGGGCAGGAAUGGAUUGGUGUUGAAGGGGCGAUUGUGGUCAGUGCCAUGAGCAGGGAGAGAGAAGGCACCGAUUAGGAUUAAACAGGAGAGAAAGGGAAAUGAGGUUAGUUGCAGAAGAGCACCUGUAUGUACAUAUAGUUCAAAGAACUGCCUCCUCUCAUUUCACUUGCUGUGGCUGAAGUUAAGAUUAGAUUUGUCUGAUAAAAUUUUUAGAAGUAGAAUGAAAAUGAUCUCUGGAGAUCAUAUAAGGCAUGUAAAAACCAGUUGAGGGAAAAAAACCUCCAUUGACAAAUAAGGCAAGGAUCCAGCAAGUCCCGACUCUGAGAAAUACUGGUUGACUCCAGUGGCCAGUGGGUGAGGUCAUGGUGCUGCCUCUUGGCCUUAAAAGGAGGGAGCCAGCUAUUCUAACAGAAGCCAAGAAUAUAAUUUCCCAGGUCUUUCCCCCCAAACUCUUAAAAACAGGACGGUGGUGUUUUGGUUUUUUUUUUUUUUUAAUCCUCCUUAAUAACAGUUCUCCAUAAAAGUAGGAUUUUGAUUCUUAAAAGGCUUUGUCUUAAAAGGCUAGAAUUAUAUUCUGUUCCAUCAACAGGAGCAUCUGUGUCUGAACUUCAUGUCGUAUCACUUUUCACGACGGGCUCGUCCCUUUUUGCGCCUGUCUCUUUGCUAAACAGGUUUUCUUCCUCUCUUUGUAAAGGUGCCUUUGUCUGAACCAAUAGUUACUUGUCUUUACUGUAAACACAGUGUCCAGUGACUCUCAUUUGGAGAGCUGGUGGCUUUGCAGGAGGGAGAACGUCUUGGAGGUCACUUUCUGGUGUUUGUAUUACAAAGUAAGUCACCAGAACUGAAAACCAAACAAAACGCAAACUGCUCACCAACUCCUCAGGGCUCCCUUCUCCUAUUACCUUUGAUUUCAGCUCCCAGCUAGCAUUUGUUGAAUCAUAAUUAAUCUGAUCGAAUGUAAUCUGAUAAUUAGUAGCUGUGUCCAAAUACAUACACUCGACUCCUGUUUCAUUUGCCCUUGAAAGCGACAACGUGGUUCCAAACUGCAGCUUUGAACUGGAGAAGUUGGGCCGGUUCACGUUGCAGGCUGUGAACUUCCUGGGGAGGCGGCCGCCAGGGACGCUUGCGCCCAGGAUGCCAGCUCCGGGCCGCUUCACCUGAAACGCUGUGACCUGUUUGUGUCCUUACGUCAGACGUCCUACCAAGGACAGGGAAACCCUGGCGAAGCUUUAGGAGCAGCUGGUUCCCAAGCACAGGCUGUAACUGCAGGCGAGUCAGGUCAUGAUUGCUACCUGGAUGCUCUUCUCUUUCUUUAAGAAGCCUCCUGAGCUGUCUGAGGAUGAUAUCCGGCUGAAAAGCGAGAGAGAGAACUAUAGUGCCAACUCCCUGGAGCCUGCCACCAACUCUCUUCCUGCAGAUCACAAAACCAUGGAAAUUGAGGUCUCUGUUACAGAAUGUAAGAGUGUGCCCGGAAUCACCUCCACUCCGCAUUCCUUGGACCACCCCUCCCCUUUCUACUCGCCCCCCCACAAUGGCCUCCUCCCUGAUCACCAUGAAUCUCUGGAUAACGAUGUGGCCAGAGAGAUCCGAUAUCUAGACGAGGUGCUGGAGGCCAACUGCUGUGAUUCUGCUGUGGACGGAACUUACAACGGCACUUCCUCCCCGGAGCCUGGAGCAGCCGUCUUGGCAGGCAGCUCAAGCCCACCCGCGCACACGGCCCUCCAGCCGGAGCCCACGGAGAGAGUGGCUGGCAGGCAGGCGCCACCUCACAUUGAGCUCCAUCAGAGCAACUCUGACACCAUGGCAGAGGGUGGAAGGGCCAAUGGCCACCCCCCCGAGCAGCCCAGAGACCUGCCGGGCGACAGCCUCCAGAUGCCCGUGAGCCCCAGCUCCUCCACCAGCUCACGGGGUUCCUCCCGAGAUGGGGAGUUCACCCUCACCACGCUGAAGAAGGAAGCUAAGUUCGAGCUGCGUGCCUUCCAUGAGGACAAGAAGCCCUCCAAGCUCUUCGAGGACGACGAGAAUGAGAAAGAGCAGUACUGCGUCAGAAAAGUGCGGCCUUCGGAAGAGAUGAUGGAGCUGGAAAAGGAGAGGAGAGAGCUCAUCCGGAGUCAGGCUGUGAAAAAGAAUCCUGGCAUCGCAGCAAAGUGGUGGAACCCUCCCCAGGAAAAGACCAUUGAGGAGCAGCUGGACGAGGAACAUCUGGAGUCGCACAAAAAGUACAAGGAGCGCAAGGAGAGGAGGGCACAGCAGGAGCAAUUGCUGAUGCAGCAGCAGCAGCAGCAGCAGCAGCAGCAGCCACCACCCUGUGCCACCCCUGCAUCCUCUCGAGAACCUUCCAGCAUGACUGAAAACCCAAAGGAAGACAUCGUCACGGAGCAGAUAGAUUUCUCUGCGGCCCGUAAACAGUUCCAGCUGAUGGAGAAUUCCAGGCAAACAGCUGCCAAGGGCCAGAGUACACCCAGGCUCUUCUCCAUCAAGCCCUUCUAUAGGCCUCUGGGGUCAAUCCACUCAGACAAGACGCUAACCAUCUCCAGACCGGCUUCUUCGGGGGGACCUCCUGAAGAGUCCUCUGCAGCCAAGGGACAGAAAGCCCACUGUGCCCCGGAGAGCCAGUCCUCUGGAGAAGGAGGAGGCGGCCAGGGCAGCACUGCUCCUCAGGCGAAGGAAGGGCCAUACAGCGAGGCCUCCAAACGCGGGCCCUUAUCCAAACUGUGGGCCGAGGAUGGAGAGUUUACGAGUGCCCGGGCCGUCCUCACUGUGGUCAAGGAUGACGACCCUGGGAUUCUGGAUCAGUUUUCAAGGUCAGUCAAUGUCUCUUUGACCCAAGAGGAGCUUGACUCUGGUUUGGAUGAGUUGUCGGUGAGGUCCCAGGAUACCACGGUCCUGGAGACCCUGUCCAAUGACUUCAGCAUGGACAACAUCAGUGACAGUGGGGCCUCCAAUGAGACAACCAGUGCCCUUCAGGAAAAUUCGCUCGCCGAUUUUUCUUUGCCCCAGACUCCCCAAACUGACAACCCAUCCGAGGGCCGAGGGGAAGGCGUCUCCAAGUCGUACAGUGAUCAUGGUUUCUAUUCCCCUUCGUCCACCCUGGGAGACUCACCUUCAGUUGAUGACCCCUUGGAAUAUCAGGCGGGCCUCCUGGUGCAGAAUGCCAUUCAACAAGCCAUCGCCGAGCAGGUGGACAGAGCUGCGUCCGAAACCAACAAGAGGAGAGCAGAACAGCAGGGACCUCAGGCCAGUGCAGAGGAAGCUGGAACCAGGGCUCCCAGCUCAGAGAAGCCUCAGGGCAUGUUCGAACCACCUCAGGUGUCCUCUCCUGUUCAAGAGAAAAGGGAUGUAUUGCCAAAGAUUCUGCCUACUGAAGACAGGGCGCUCAGGGAAAGGGGGCCCUCCCAGACACUGCCGGCAGUGCAGCCCAGUGGCCCCAUAAACAUGGAAGAGACCAGGCCGGAAGGGAGCUACUUCAGCAAGUACUCGGAGGCGGCUGAGUUAAGAAGCACAGCCUCGCUCCUGGCCACUCAAGAGUCCGAUGUGAUGGUUGGGCCCUUCAAGCUGAGGUCCAGGAAGCAGCGGACUUUGUCCAUGAUUGAAGAAGAGAUCCGAGCCGCCCAGGAAAGGGAAGAGGAGCUGAAGAGGCAGAGGCAAGUCUUGCAGAGUACCCCAAGCCCCAGGGCAAAGAAUGCCCCAUCACUGCCCUCCCGAACACCAACACCGUGCUACAAAACUGCUCCAGGGAAAAUAGAGAAAGUCAAACCUCCUCCAUCCCCCACACCUGAAGGUCCCAGCUUGCAGCCUGACUUAGCCCCCGAAGAGGCUGCCGGAACGCAGCGGCCCAAGAAUCUGAUGCAGACCCUCAUGGAAGACUAUGAGACACACAAAUCUAAAAGGCGCGAGAGAAUGGAUGAUAGUAGUUACACCUCUAAGUUACUGUCUUGCAAGGUGACUUCCGAGGUCCUUGAGGCCACACGUGUUAAUCGAAGAAAGAGCGCCUUGGCCUUGCGCUGGGAGGCGGGGAUCUAUGCCAACCAAGAAGAAGAGGACAAUGAAUAAUCAACUUCUUUCCACCCCAGGAAGCUUCUUUGGUGCUUGGGUUCCCAAGAAACCAAGAAAUCAACACAUCGAAGCAUUUUAAUACAAUAUUUAUUAAAGUGCAAACAAACUCAGCAAUCCUUGUGUAGACCAGACGCUGCAGUGUACAAUGAUGAACAAUAAAGUGAAAGAAAAAAGUCCACCCAUCAAUUCGAACUCCCAGGAGUCAAAAGAGAAAGGAUUUUUUUUUGGGGGGGAGGGGGCCUCAAAGGAUCGCCUGGGUUUAAACUGAUCCACAGUUGAUCCAAAAGGACAAAGAAGCUACAAGCAAAUCGACGUGGUUGCUAUGGGCAGAACCAAGACCAGCCUCGCUGGGUGAUGAGGACAACCAUGGUAACAGAGCCAUUUGGAGAGCCACCGAGCUGGUGCCAUCCACCCGGCAGAGACUUCCCCACGCCUACACCUGUUUCCCACCCAUCACAGCGUCAGAGGUGUUGGGCUAAUUCCAUUUACUCCAGCAGCCAUAAAAUGAAUCAUGUUUCUCUCUUGAUUUUUGCCCAGAAGAGGCAGUUAUGAUUCCAUGUUUCUUCUUUAAGUGUUUUUAAUUGGGCUCAAUUAAGGAUCACAAUCCAUAUUUUGAAGACAAUAUUUCUUCACGUUGCAGACACAAUCUGUUCUACAUUAGGAGGUUGAGAAAGGCGGAGAAAGCCAAACCAAAUGGAUUCUUUUAGCUUUAGGAUCUUGUCUGCUUAUGAUAUUGACAGAGCUGCAAUUUAUGAGAAUACAUUUUCACAAUUCUGUUUCUUCCUAUGAAAACUAUAUUUAGCGGGCAACAACUAUUUUUGUGAUGGGAUGGGGGAAUAUAUCCAUGUAUAAAACCUGUAACAUUGGACAGCUUGGUUCAAGAGGGGAGGGGUAUUUUUAGAGCGGCGGUAAUUGGAAAAAAAAAAAAAGGCGAACUCUGCCUUUGAGAGGUAGAUGACAAGACAUAAAAAGGUGUUUAUAACUAUAUUUUAUAUAUAAAGUGGACCUUCAAGGGAGUAGGAAGAAUCAUAGACUAUUUUGGAUCAAUCAGAAAGGAAACAGUAAAGAAAGCUCAUGAAAGGUAGAGAAGAAGGGAAGGAGGGAGAGUGGGAGUAAAAGGAAGGAAGAGAUAUUAUUUUUGAUGAGCAACCAGUGUUUUUCAGGAUGAUACAGAGAAAAAUAUAGAAUAGAAAUUUAAGUGCAGGCUUAGGAUGAGCUACAAAUUCUAAAGAUGGUGUAUGUCUGUGUGCGCGUCUGUGUAUUUGUGAGUAUACACAUGCCUUUGUGGGUUUGCAUAAAGCAUGUGUGUGCUCACAAGUAAGGAUGUAUGUGUGUGUGUGUGUGUGUAUGUGUGUGUGUGUGUGUGUGAGAGAGAGAGAGAGGAUUAAAAUUCCAGAAUGAUCAUGGGACAAGGAUGUUCACUUAUUUCCUCUGAAGCUCUUUGCCAGCAUCAGGAAUGAGUGAGAAUUUCUUUUUUAUGAAAAGGCUAUAGAGGUUUCAAGCAGAUACAGUAUUUGUAAUAUUAAGUUGACUUAACUCAUGUGAACUCGCAUGAGUCACAAUGGCAAAGUUUUGGGCAGUUUUGUAGUUUGGCAUUUAGAAAAGUACCAUAUUUAUUCUCAUGCUUCGUAUUCCUGCUUAGUAUACGCUAGAAGAUGCCAGUUUUACUCUUUCUGUCAUUUAAAGCAAUAUGAUAAGGGUAUUCAAUCCUUGCAUACCCUCAAUUUCUGGAUGAGAAAAUUUUCAGUUCUGGAGAAGAGGAAAAAAAAAACAAAAUUGACCAGCCUUCUUCUUUUUUCCCCGUUUGUUUUAAAACUAUAGGUUUUGAAAAAGCAAUAAGUCAGACGUUACUAAAAUCCUUUUUUGUUUUUAUAUUAUUUUGUAAGUGCUAAUACGUUAUCCUGACAAGUAGCAGUUCCACCUUGUACAGAGAUAUCCUGCGCAUUAUUUUUGCUCCUUUCAUUAGACGAGGGUCGACUUUACAGGGAAGUUUAUUCCUCAAGAAGUGGUGGACAUAAAGAAGAAAUGGAACUGUCUGAGAGCUUCCAAGGAUCCUUUAAAACUGCCAAGGGAGCCUACAGUUUGAAGUCAAAUUCUACAAAUGGGUAGUUGGUGCUGUCUUUCAAUGGUUCAUUCUCCCGAACAUUCUGAAUGAAUAAAUCAACACAACAUGCUAUUGAGACUGGGGAUACGAAACAAUACGAUCCCCACUGUUGGGAAUUCAUUUGCAGGUGGGGGAGGCUGGCGUGGGAACACACCUUCCCAGGAAAGUGAGAUCAGUGUUAGAUGAGGAGUCCUGACAGGUGAAACAGAGGGCACCCAGGAAGUAUGCUUUGCCUGAAGGUUCUUCAGCGUUCCCAAGGCAGGCAUAGGAAUGGGACCAGAUGGGGCAGCAGCUCCAUGGGGCCCAGGGGCAGCUAGGAUACCUUGGAGAACAGAAUGGUUCUAGGGGUUGCAUAAGAAAAUGAGACACGGCUCAAGAUUUCUGGAUCACCCCUGGGUCUGGUAGUGACCAUGGACUUGGUAACAGAGGAACGACCCAUCUUUUGCAAGAGGACACCGUCUUCAGGACGUCCCUGGAGUUUUUGGUCUGUUUUGAAGGAAACCGUGUAUGCACCUUAUACCUACGUUUGAGAAGAGAACGGGCAGCUGAAAAGAAAGCUUAGGAGGCCAUGCAAUUCCUGGACUCGCUUUAGAGGCGGACCAAGUGGUGUCUGACUGCAGUUGAUUGACCCAGCCACGCAUAUGACACAGAGUUGCAGAGCGGGGCUCCUUUGGUCCACACUCCAAAUAGGGGCCCAAUGCAGCGUUUCUGUGACCCUCCCACAGUCCCAAAGCCGUUUAACUGUGGCCCCUACAUCUCCAUCAUUUGCUUGUUCCCUUCUGAUGACCGUCAUCAAUGUCCUUGCUCCACUCACUCAUAAUCCCGUUAAAAUGUAAAUUAAUCCCCUUGGAAGAAGGGCCAGGUUUUCUCUGUGCUCUUGAGAUUUUGUGUUUUUCUUUUCUUUUUUUUUUAGUCAUUGGAGGAACAUUGGGCCACGGCUGUGUACAUAGCACUGUGCUAGGCUCUUGGACCCCAAAUGAACCCCUUUAACGUUGUGAAGAGGCAGCAGAUCCUGGAGGAAAGUCAUCUCUACCUACUCCAUUGAGAAGAAGAGGCUGGUCCCCAACUUGGCCUCCGAUGCUCGUCCCUGCCCCCAAAUAGCACGCAAGCUUGUUAAUCUCAACUAGAACAAAUGUUUAGAUUCUGUAGAUGUUAAAAAGCUUUCCUGAAAGUAUUCGAUUCUGCAGUGUUUAUAGAUGCACACUUUCCUCCGGAAUUAACUGCUGACAUUCCUUGGCUUUCUCAUCCAGAAAUUAUGGAAACAGGGUCUGUCAGUGGCAGGAGGCUGGGCUGUGUCCUACAUGGAUGACACAGUGCUAUUUCCUCGCCUCUUUACACCCAUGCAUGCUGCCCCCCCGAAAAAUGACAUAUAAACAGUAUAUAGAUCAAUGUCCACACAUGUACACAACACACACACGCACACACAAGGCGUAACAAACACUAAAACAGUGUUGACUCUUGUCUCUGAAGACAAAUCAAACAUUUUUUUCCAACUAAAGAAUGGAUGUAAUUAAACUAUGUAUUGAAAAAAAAAAAUAGCCUAAGUGUUUAGAGAUGGUGACUAUAUCCAGUUUUAGUGACAGAACCAAUUUCCUGAAUUUUAAGCCUUCAGUGAGUGAGCUGCCAAUUUUGAUUUUGUGUUGCUCUUUACCCAAAGGACUUUUUAAAUUUUUUUCCUUUUUGGAGGAGGGGGGCAAAAAGCAGCAAUACUGUGUUUGAGAAUUCUACUCUGUAUCUGGCUCUCCUGUGUACGUUAACCACUUAAAUGUUAUUAUCCUGCUUCGGUUUUAUAGUGAUUGUGAGGCAUUCGAUGCAAGUAUACAAUUAUUUUCUCAUUAAAACCUGGUGUGUGUUGUGUUUUU